Talaromyces rugulosus is the source of this 726-nucleotide messenger RNA. RefSeq lists its product as uncharacterized. Gene Ontology annotation, biological process: tRNA 5'-leader removal; rRNA processing. The record is from RefSeq and is a predicted model, not a curated record. The transcript has 2 exons. Bases 1 to 726 code for a protein of 241 amino acids. NCBI's taxonomy places the organism in Eukaryota, Fungi, Ascomycota, Eurotiomycetes, Eurotiales, Trichocomaceae. Gene Ontology annotation, molecular function: ribonuclease P RNA binding. Gene Ontology annotation, cellular component: ribonuclease P complex; ribonuclease MRP complex.
AUGGCUGCAGCACAAACACAUGUAGCUCACGAGCUGCUCUCUCGCGCGCACUCCCCCGAUACAGCCCAGCAAUUGUUCACCGAGCGCAUCAAGCAGAAACCUCUCUAUCUCCGACCAACAUCCCCAACCCCGGCCGACAAUCGGUCGCGACGACGACUACAGCGUCUCCGCAAGAAAGAGUAUUUCUUGAGGAAGCAAAAACCGCAGCCCCUCUCCGCGCGCGAGAAACGUGUUUCUGGAAUCCACAAUAUCCCCACGGAAGAAUGCAAAUAUGAAAUUUUCAAGGGCUUGCAUGAACUAUGGGUGCAAUACAUGCAGGACGUGUUGGAUAUCAAAGAUCGCAAGGCAAAUACCAUUCCGCAGAUAACAGCCCAGGGCCACGGGAGUAAACUCGUCAGUGCCGACUAUCAUGGUGCAGAAGUUGAGGUUGUGCGCAGUCGAUGUGCGGGGAGAGUGGGCAUCAAGGGUAUUGUCGUUAGGGAUAAUAAGUUUACCUUUGUGAUUGUCACAGAAAAAGACGUCGUCAAGACUAUCCCCAAGGAACACACCGUUUUCCGGUUUACGAUACCUAUCCCUUCGCCGCUGCCGAACGAAGACGAUGCUGCUGAUGUUUCACAAAAUACCGGCAAAGACCUGGUUUUUGAAUUGCAUGGCAGUCAAUUUGAGAACCGGCCUGUUGACCGUGCCAAUAAAAAAUUCAAGUGGAAGAAUAUCGACUAUGUGUGA